UAAUACUUGGAUUUCAAGAAAGAUUAAAUUUUGACCCUUCUGUUCCGUAAGGGUAAAAAUUUAUUGGAUAAUAUUUGAAAGGUUGGUACCACUUGAUCAAAAUGUUUAUUAAUUUCAAUUCAAAGAUUAUAUAUGAAUGGAAUGACUUAAGAGAUACUGAGACAGGAGGUAAAAAUGAUAUAGAAUAAUUGUUUAGAUUAUUUUGGUGACUAGAUUUACCUGUACUUUGAAACACAGAAUGUGAAUUGAAUAAACCCAGUGCUGGGUUGGCUAAAGUUUUUCUGUCUUCAUGGAAUUCAUCCUAUUUGAAAUUAUUGUGUAUCUUUAUUAGUUGUCGAACAUGAUUGCUUCUUUUCGAGUUGAGAAAUUUGUUCCUGGUCAAUAUUCACGUGUAAAAAAGGGGUUCCCUUACAAGACGUUUGAUCAAUUAAAAGAAUGAAGAAGGACAUGCAUGACACGCAAGAAGCAAAAGAGUUGCAGACGGAUCUCCAUUGCAGCACAGGAUAAAAGUCAUCAGAAAAUUUUUGGUGGAUGAAGAUGUUUAAGUGUAAUCAAGUCUGUUCUGGUUAGUCAAAUUUCAGUGUACCUGCCCUACCAACUCCAACCCUCUGUCUCUCUCUGUAUAUAAACCUAUUUGAGUGACAGAUGAGCAGGUAAUUAUGUCACUAUUUUAGAGCUUUUGCUUCUAAAUCAAGAAAAAAUCCAUUCGUUUCCACAAUACCCUUUUGUUUCUGUAACUGAAAUCAACGCAUGAGCUAUAGAAAUUAUGGGUUUGUUCCAAUAUAGUGGAACCUUGUGUUUUUGUCUACUAGUUGUGUUCAAAACUUGUAUUGCUGACUCUCCAUAUGUUGGCAAGAUAUAUCCUGGGUUUGAGGCAUCCCAUAGUGACUGGGUUGAUCAUAAUGGCCUAUUCCUUCGAUCUAACAACUCGGUUUUCGGAUGUGGAUUUUACACUGCCUUGGAUGCUCAAUUCUAUUUGCUGGUUGUUAUUCACGUUAGUAGUGCCAAAGUAGUUUGGACUGCUAAUAGAGGCAAACUGAUUAGAGAUUCUGAUAAAUUUGUGUUUGAGAAUAAUGGCAAUGCUUAUUUGCAAAUGGGAAGCAGUGUAGCUUGGUCCACAAAUACUACUGGACGGAAAGUUACAUCCAUGGAACUGCAGGACUCAGGCAACUUGGUAUUGCUUGGGGAUGGAGGUAUUGUUUGGCAGAGUUAUAGCCAUCCCACUGAUACUCUUUUACCAGGCCAGGAAUUUUCUGAAGGAAUGAGACUUAAGAGUUUUCCCAGAAGUGAUAACUUGAGUGUUUAUCUUGAAUUCAAGUCGGGUGAUUUGGUCUUGUAUGCCGGCUAUCAAACUCCGCAAACCUAUUGGUCUUUGACAAAUGACAGCAGAAAAACCAAUAACAGUGUCAAUGGCAAGGUCUACUCUGCAGCUCUGGUGUCCAAUUCAUGGAAUUUCUAUGAUCAUAAUAAAGAGUUACUUUGGCAAUUCAUCUUCUCUGACAAUACUUCACAAAAUGCUACAUGGGCUGCCAUUUUAGGUUCUGAUGGAACAAUUACAUUUACUAAUCUUCAAGAGGGAAAUGAAGCAACGGCUGAAUCAUUCAAGAUACCACAAAAUCCCUGCAGCAUACCUGAGCCUUGUAGCCCAUACUAUGUGUGCUAUUUUGACAAUUGGUGCCAGUGUCCUCAACCUCUCAAGUCUCAAUUCAAUUGUGAUCCUCCGGUUGCUUCAACAUGUAAUAGUUCCAGGAAUUCAGCAGAGCUUUUCUAUGUAGGCGAGAGGCUGAACUAUUUUGCACUUGGUUUUGUUAUACCCAUUUCAACAUACAGUCUUGAUGCUUGCAGAGAGGCUUGCCUUGAUAACUGCUCCUGCACUGCCUUGUUCUUUGAAAAUAGUUCAAGGAGUUGCUAUCUAUUUGACAAAAUAGGUAGUCUGGAACGCUCUCAGCAGGGUUCAGCGGGUUAUGUAUCAUAUAUCAAAGUCUCUACUGGAAAUGGUGAGAGAAGAAAUAACGAAGGGAAAAAAAUUCUGUACACUGUCUUCAUAGUUCUUGCAGCCAUACUGAUAAUUGCUGGUCUACUGUAUGUGGGAUUUUGGUAUCACCAAAAAAAGAAAAGAUUGACGGAAUUUCCUCAAGCAAACUUGGAAGAAGAUGAUUUCUUGGAUAGCAUAUCCGGCAUGCCUGUUCGCUUCAGCUAUAAUGAUCUUCAUAUGGCGACUAAAAGUUUCUCUACAAAGGUUGGCCAGGGAGGGUUUGGCUCAGUAUAUCUGGGUGUGCUACCAGACGGUACCCAAUUGGCUGUCAAAAUGUUGGAGGGUAUUGGCCAAGGGAAGAAGGAGUUUCGAGCUGAAGUUAGUAUAAUUGGAAAUAUACAUCAUGUCCAUCUAGUCAAACUCAAAGGCUUUUGCGCCGAAGGGACUCACAGGCUUCUUGUUUAUGAGUACAUGGCAAACAGGUCAUUGGAUAGAUGGAUCUUCAAGACUGACAAAGAAAGUCAGUUGAUCAGUUGGGAUACAAGAUUUAAUAUUGCAUUGGGUACUGCAAAGGGAUUAGCUUAUCUCCAUGAGGAGUGUGAAGUAAAGAUAGUUCAUUGUGACAUAAAACCUGAAAAUGUUCUUUUAGAUGAUAAUUUCAAUGCCAAAGUUUCUGAUUUUGGUUUGGCUAAGUUGAUGAAUCGUGAAGAAAGCCUUGUAUAUACAACACUGAGAGGUACACGGGGGUACCUUGCACCAGAGUGGAUUACAAACAAUCCCAUUUCAGAGAAGAGUGAUGUAUAUAGCUAUGGCAUGGUGUUGCUCGAGAUCAUUGGCGGCAGGAAGAAUUAUGACCCAGGAGUUGAUCCAGAGAAAGCACAUUUCCCCUCUUAUGCAUUCAAGAUGCUAGAAGAAGAAAAACUAAGUGAAAUUAUUGAUCCGAGGCUAGAUGUCAAUGAAAAGGAUGAGAGAAUUGUGACUGCAAUUAAAGUUGCAUUGUGGUGCAUACAAGACGAGAUGCAUAUGAGACCACCAAUGACUAAAGUAGUCCAAAUGCUUGAAGGUCUCUGUGCUGUACCUCAGCCCCCAACCCCUUCUCAGUUGAAUUCUCGUGUUUACUCAGGUUACAUCAAGUGGAGCAGUGAAGAGGGUACUUCAUCAGGACUAACUGACUACAAUAGUGGCAUAUUUAUGUCAGAUAUUCGACUAUCAGGCCCAAGAUGACAGAAGCAACGUUAUACAGAUGAAGAUCAGUUUAUACUUGUAAUUUUCAGCUUUCAGAAUUAGCUUCCAUAGCAUUGUGAGUGAUGAAACUUCCUUAUCUUUUACUGCCUGUCUUUUUGUGCUGGUAAGUUGUAAUAUCUACAGAAGCAGCUUUAUCCACUGUGAAAUUUAGUCUUCAUUUUGUGUGAAACCUUGAAGGGGGAAUUCCCAGUCUUCUUUCUUGAUGUAAUAGCAAGUUUUUGUGUGAGAUCAAUAUUAGAUUUGUAUGAUGACAUUUUUCUUCCA
Molecule: messenger RNA, 3484 nt
Organism: Mangifera indica (mango)
Lineage: Eukaryota; Viridiplantae; Streptophyta; Magnoliopsida; Sapindales; Anacardiaceae
Product: G-type lectin S-receptor-like serine/threonine-protein kinase SD2-5
Exons: 2
Coding region: 767-3199 (810 amino acids)
Biological process (GO): protein phosphorylation
Molecular function (GO): protein serine/threonine kinase activity; ATP binding
Source: RefSeq, a predicted model, not a curated record